Messenger RNA from Spirodela intermedia, 1847 nucleotides. Lineage: Eukaryota; Viridiplantae; Streptophyta; Magnoliopsida; Alismatales; Araceae. The record is from the annotation of a GenBank genome assembly.
AUGGGAAACCUCCUCCGUCUGUUGCAGGCUCUUCUUGUGCUGGUGCCGCCGCUGCUGUUGCUGCUCUCCGAGGGCGCGGUUAGGGCAGACGAUGCCGCCGCUCCCAUGGAGGAGGGGGAGCGACGAGCUCUCUACUCUGCGAUCCAAGGUUUCGUCGGCAGGAACUGGAAUGGCUCCGAGCUCUUCCCGGACCCCUGCGGAUGGACUCCCAUUCAGGUUCCCGAAGCUCUCCAUCUCCGCUCUCCGCUCAGAUCUUCGCCUUCGAAGGCUGUUUCAAAAACCUCCGAUCCCCGAUCUUCGUUUCAGUUUUUCCGACGCGCGUUUAAAUAAUUACCGCUCUGCAGACCUGCGAUCCGGUAAAUUUCUGAAAUAAUUUGUGAUUUUCUAGAAUAAUCUCCUGAAGAAAAAAGUUCUCACGAGUUGCUUGUCUUCAAAUCGCUCUCAGUUUCCUGCCGCGGAUUGUGUUCUAUGUUGGAGCUUCUAUUAUUUCCGAGAUUCCUCCUCUUCUAGAAGUCAACCUCAGUGGAUACGCUCUUUGAAUAUUAGAACCUUCCCACGAGUCAACGUUAUGAACAGUGAGGAUUCGCGACGAAUUCGACAGAAUUCCUUUUCGCUUCCAUCUCAUGUUUCUCUGGAACCGGUUCAACUUCCAAAGGCAGAGAGAUCUGAGUCUUCUUCUUCCUCGCCAGGGAGUCUCCUGCGACCUCUUCGAUGGCCGGUGGUACGUGACGACGAUGAGCAUCGGGCCGAUCUUGGAGAACUCCCUGCAAUGCGCCGCCGAUGCAGAUUUCUCGCCGCCAUUGUUCGACCUCAAGUACCUCAAGAGCCUCACCUUCUUCAAGUGCUUCUCCCGCCGCAGCGCCGCCAUCGUCGUCCCCUCCACGAACUGGGAGAACCUCGCCGGCACCCUGGAAACCCUGGAGUUCCGCUCCAACCCGGGGCUCUCUGGAGAUCUUCCUUCCAAUCUCUGCAGCCUCCGCCGCCUUCGGUUGCUGGUCCUGGUGGAGAACGGGCUCUCCGGCGAGCUCCCGGAGGAGCUCGCUGGCCUCAACAAGUUGCAGCGGCUGGUCAUCUCCGGCAACCACUUCUCCGGCGAGAUCCCACCUUCCAUCGGCUCCGCCAUGCCUGACCUCCUGAUUCUCGACCUCAGCAGGAACGCUCUGGUUGGUCCUCUCCCGUCGUCGAUGAGCGGGCUCGGCGCUCUCCUAAAGCUUGACCUGAGCUAUAAUCUCCUCUCCGGGAAGAUCCCGCCGGAGCUGGGGAAGAUGAAGAGCCUGACUUUGCUGGACCUGAGGAAGAACGGAUUCUCCGGCGGGCUGCCAUCUUCCCUCCACACCAUGACCUCGCUCCAGGAGAUGUUCCUCUCCGACAACCCUCUGGGCGGGAAGAUGGCGGAUUUCCCAUGGGAGACGAUGAAGAAGCUCGCCACUCUGGACCUCUCCGGCACAGGUCUGAGGGGGAGCGUCCCGGAAACGAUGGCGGAGCUCCCGGAGCUCAGAUUUCUGCAUCUUAACGGCAACAACUUGACCGGGCCGGUGAGACUCCCCGGAGAGUUCUUACAGAGGAUGGGGAGAGGCUUCUCCGCCUGGGGAAACCCUAAUCUCUGCUACUCUGCGGCGACGUUUCCUAAGCCCAGCCACGCUCCAACAGGCCUGAAGCAGUGCAAGGAGGAGGAGGUUGCCGCCGCCGCCGCCAAACCUGCCGUAAAAAGCAAUUCCAGCGGCGGAGACGGAGAUCGAUACUCGAGCGAGGCUGCUGGGUCCGCCGCCAUCAGCCUACUUCUGUGGGGGAUGACGAUCCUGCUCAACCAGGCGGUCAUCUUCUCCCUCCCGGGUCUGCCGUCCUAG